This is a messenger RNA of Clonostachys rhizophaga, 1332 nucleotides long. Lineage: Eukaryota; Fungi; Ascomycota; Sordariomycetes; Hypocreales; Bionectriaceae. The record is from the annotation of a GenBank genome assembly.
AUGACGCCAACAUCGGCCGAUGAACAUAAUGCGGUUGAUAGACGAGCCAAGAAGAGAGAGCUGGAUCGUCGAGCUCAGCGAGCCGCUCGAGAACGCAACCGCAAUCGGAUUGCUCACCUGGAAGAGACAAUUGAAGCCAUGAAAGCACAAGAUUCCACCAACAAGGCGGCUGAUUUGAUGGAUCAACUGGCUCAAGUCAAGUUGGAACGCGAUCGAUUGGUUGAGACGCUGCAGUCCAUUAGCGAUCUGGCUGGGCGUCAUGGAUGUACGCUCCCAAAGACAGCGGAACCUGCUCAGAUCGGAGGAAGCCAGAGUGGCCAGCAGGCCAUAAGAGAAGCAAGAGUCGCUUCGCCCAUACCAUCAACGGAAUCCUUUGUAGAAGGCCUUGCGAUAGAGCCCAACAUGGAUCUUCAAUCGAUCGCUAGCCCGCUGCUCGGAGCUGGCCAGUCUGGGACUCAACAUGUUGUCGAAGCAAAUGACCAGCUCGACUUGGACUCUGAAACCCUGCCCAUAUUCUCUGCAUCGGACGGUCUCAUCUUACCAGAGCCCUUGGGAGUUUGCGAUUGUAUUCUACCUCCAGCGACUGUCGGUGUCACUAGUUCGUCCGACACAGCCGAUUCGAGCAUCUGGAAGAGUGCAAAUCAAAUUCUUGGCCUGAAUCCAUCCUUACCACAGAGUACGCUUCGGAUAGAGGAUAAAACAUCCGAGGACUUGCCCGUUCGCGCCAUUCUACGAGGAUGGAAUUCGUUCGAUAGCGGAGACUUACCUCCCUUGUGGCAAAUACUACGACAAACUGACACCCUCCAAUUCCGAGGAUGUAGGGAUGUGGAAAGAUUGGCAAUUAUGGUUAUGAUGCAUCGUAUCCUCCGGUGCCAAGCUGAUACUUCCAAUGAACGGUGGAAAAAACUCCCGCCGUGGCUGCAAGGCAGGCCAUCUCAAAUGCUGCCACAUUCCCCAGCCGUUGACUUCUUUGUAUGGCCCGGAGUACGAGAACGCUUCGUCUUUUUCCAGCACCGCUACUGCUCAAAUACCUUCUGGAAGGUCUUUGCAGAAUCCUUCCGAUUAUUGUGGCCCUUCGAAUUCCGAGAUUGUUAUCAGAGAAAUGUCAUGACCGGAGCAUAUUCUUUGUCACCCGCAUUCGAGAGCCGGCUAUAUGAUAUUAACUGCUGGGCGAUGACGAAUGAUUUCUUUUACCAUUUCCCAGACUUUCGCUCCGAUAUACCAUGCGCGCAGAAUAUCACGAGCCUCCAGUUUCGGCACCAGCCUGAAAGCGAAGACUCAGAACAGCUGAGUAACAACUCUUCGUCCUACCUCCUCGACACUAUGUUUUAG